AUGUUUAAUGUUCGAAACAAUAACAAAAACAGUGUGUUUUUAGUUGCACUCGAAGCCUGGUUUGCUUUCGGCUCAUCAAAUAUACCAAACGAAAUUCUUACAAAAAUUGCUGAUUAUCUAUCAACAAAGGACAGACUAUCUUGUGCUCUUACGUGCAAGGAAUGGAGAUAUCCGUUUCAAAGGGUCCUGUGGCGAAACAUACGUAUUACUACCAUUGAAGCCGCCAAACGCUUGGUUGCCACUAUCCAAGAAUCCCAGCGUGAAUCUAUAUCACUUGGUCUCUCAGUUCAAAGCCUAAAUAUACCUAUUUACUGUAAUAUGGAAGGCGUACAAGAUACGGAUAUCCUUAUGUACCUGCCGAACUUGAGGCAUCUUGACCUGGGGAAUGUAAGCUAUGUGGAUAUUUACACAAAGACAACUCGAUCGUACAGUGUAUGGAAGUCUCUGGAAAGCCUGAAAUUUGUCAGCAACAAACGUGAAUGGAUACGACCUGGGAAAAACCUCCUUGAAUUCGUAAAUACAUGUUGCAGACUACAAGAACUAGAAAUAAGCGCGAGUCCAUUCAAUCAUCGCAUCGAGUUUAGCGUCAACGACUUUGACGUCAUGCACCAAAAUCUGCGGCAACUUUCUUCGAUCAAGGUUGACAUGUAUCUCAAUCCUGACUUUUCGUCUGCACUGGGCAAGAUUCCGGAUACGAGACCCGCGUUUGGUGUGAAAUCCCUAAAUAUAAAUUCGAAGAAAUACGUGAGCAGAUAUGAAUACACGAAUCAAUGGAAUCCUUUGUGGCUGUACUACUUUGGUUACAAGUAUCCAAACGUGCAUACGCUGAAAAUAGAUGCCACCGAGACAUGUCAUAACCCGAUUACUUCUGACCAGAAGCAAAAAAUCAUAUCGCUUUUUCAGUCCAACCCAAACGCAUUUAAACACCUUGAAACAUUCCACUUCGCAAACGACAGAUAUUUCGAAUCCUCGGAUUUCUUUUUGUGGGAUGUGCUUUGGGCAUUAAGAGUCCCUCUUAAACAUCUGGACUUGGAUGCAACAGUAAACCAAGGCGCAGAUCAUUCACAUACAAUGGAUAUCGACCGAAUUCUGCAAUCAUUUUCUAGAACACUCGAAACUCUUUCGCUUAAAGGAUUUAUAUAUUUUGAGAGUAGCCUCAAUCCGAAGCUGCGACUAUCAUCUUACUACCCGCUUUUGACGUAUCUUUGUAUCAGUGGCCACAUUGUAUCUAUCGAUUUGGAUGACCUGUUGGACAGAUGCGUUGCCCUCAAACAGCUGGGAUUCAGUGGAGAGGAAUUGUUCGUUACUCCAAGAACGAUAGACAAUAAACCAAAGCAGCAUCAUGCGCUGCAGAUCUUGACCUUAUUUGAAUGCACUACAUCCGCCAAAGUAUUCCGUCGCCUCUCUUUCAGGUGUAGAAAGCUGCGAUACAUGGCUUUAGGCUCUUUGUGGAUCACUGGAUCUAUUUCUAAGAAAACCGGACGUUUGUUCAUCGAUAUGCCAUAUACCCUCUUACAGGAUCUUCACAUAGACCAAGUCCAAUAUAUCACAUCGAACCAAGAAUUCGAUAUAACAAAAGCUAUAAACAUGACACACUUGACUCAAUUAUACGACCCUAUAUUAGCAGAUGAACUGAACGAAAGGAAAAGAAAGGAGGCUGCGGACCCAAAAGCACCUACAAUGAUAAGUCACACCAUUUGCUGGGUCUACACAUAUGGGUACUUUGUGACUUCACGGUAUCACCGGCAAGGUACCUAUGAGCUUUUAGAAGAAGAAGGUGAUUAUGCACAACAAUACUUCCAAGACUUCAAGCCCAAAAAAACCGGCAUUAAGUUAAGAGACGGCAGCUAUUUUGACGAAGAUGAACCGGAGACCUUUUGGGAAUACGAACUUUUCAAAGGAUAUGGCGAAUUUAGAUUUGGCAAGGUGGCUGAUUAUAUUACUGGUGGUAUAUAUCCACCUGGCAAUUACGACGACUAG
Messenger RNA from Phycomyces blakesleeanus NRRL 1555(-), 1980 nucleotides. RefSeq lists its product as hypothetical. Bases 1 to 1980 code for a protein of 659 amino acids. The transcript has 2 exons. Gene Ontology annotation, molecular function: protein binding. Lineage: Eukaryota; Fungi; Mucoromycota; Mucoromycetes; Mucorales; Phycomycetaceae. The record is from RefSeq and is a predicted model, not a curated record.